This is a messenger RNA of Spodoptera litura, 3451 nucleotides long. Its product is annotated as pyridoxal-dependent decarboxylase domain-containing protein 1. The record is from RefSeq and is a predicted model, not a curated record. Lineage: Eukaryota; Metazoa; Arthropoda; Insecta; Lepidoptera; Noctuidae. Gene Ontology annotation, cellular component: intracellular membrane-bounded organelle.
UAUUCGUGAAUGUACACACGCCACCCACGUCAAAACAUUGGAAUUGAAGUGACGUUUACACAUUUUAGGAUCGGUGCUACAAUUUUGCGAAAAAAUCGCCACGCAGCAUGGGAGAUGCAUCAGUUUCGGACCCGGAGUCCAAUAAACCAAGCCCAGGAAGCGAGGCACCCCCCGAGCUGGACCGGCGUCCUUUCGGCGAUUUGGAGUUCCAAGUUUCAGAAGUAGUAGGCCGUUUAGAGGCUGGAGUUAACGCUCAGGAUGUUCAAGAUGAGGAAAAGAAGCCAGAGCCUCGAAAGAUCAGUGCUGGUUUCUUUGAGCCAGAAGAAACAUCAAUGGAUGAGAUUCUGAAAGUUUUGGAAGACUUGGUGUUGAAGACAGACCCUAGUUGUGAGAGUGUAGAGCCGCCGCUGUUGCCGACAGAUGCAGUGACACGAGCUGCGAUACUGUCUCACAGUAUAUCAGCUUUAUUUGGAAGGUUGGAGCGGAGUCAUGCAGCAAGACUUGGUGCUCACAUUGCCAGUGAAACAACAAGAUGGAUGUCUCAUAUGUUCAGACUAGCAGACUACAAUGCGUACUAUCACCAGGAACAGCUGGAGGGUCUGGUCAGAGUUACUCGAAUGUUACUGCACCACAGAUACCCAAGGUACUUGGAGGAUGGAGCGAUAGCGUUCACAAAUCGCUUGCCUUGCAUAUACAGCUGCGUGGCGAGUCCACUCGGCGUGGUGCAACACCUGUGCAGACAACUUGGCCUGCCACUAGCAUGCGUCAGACCUGUGCCAGUACAUCCAUCAGGUCGAGGAAUGGACAUAGAAGCUCUAGAAAAACUAUACGAUGAAGAUAUAAACGCGAAUAGAACACCACUUUUAGUGCUGGGAGAGGUUGGAGCUCCACCGCUAGGAUGGGGGACUCCACUGGCAUUACUUGGUGAAAUAUGCUCUCAAAGAAACUUGCACUUACAUGUUAGAGGGCAUGCGCUCGCGUUGCCGGGCGCCUCGUCCAAAGAUGAGUCUUUCAGUAUACCAGAUUCGGUGACUCUCACACCUGGACCAUGGUUCGGUGUUCCAGGACUGCCAACUGUUACGUUUUACAAAAUACCGGAAGCUAUUACAGCUAACGACCAGUCGAAAGUAGUAAGCGCUGCGGGUAGUAGAGAAGGGGCCUUAGCAGCUUUAGCAGGUUUGACAGGCGGCGGAGCGCGUAUCCCGGCGCUCCCUCUGUGGACGUGUAUACGCGCGGCCGGCGCGAGGACGUUACAGCAACGACUGACGGCCGCCUUCAGGUCCGCCAGGGCAGUGCACGCAGUCGUGGCUAAUGCAGGGCUUAGGUUACUGAGUGAACGGCCCGGUGGAGAUGAACCGCCAAAUGUAGGAAUUGUGGAAGCGUUAAGCCACGCGUCAGCUUGCGUAGCGUUUCAGUUCGCGCCGCCAGGCACGGAGAAACCGCCGCCAUACUACGACAAACUCAACUCUUGGCUUGGACAGGUGCUACAGAGAGAGGCUGACAUGAUCAGUAUAGAAGUAUGUGAGACUGAAGCCCACGGGGUGGUGCUGCGGUACUGUCCGCUUGAGGGCGCGGGCGCGGCGGAGGCGGGCGCGGGGGCGGGCGCGGGCGCGGGUGCGUGGGCCGCGCUGCUGGAGGCGCAGCUGCAGGUGCUGGGCGCCACGGUGGCACUGCGCGACACGUUCCACGACCGCGUGCGCGCGCGACACCCACUGGCGCUCGUACACGUGCCCGGCUGGGCCGGUCUUGGUGGAGUCCGCUACAUUCCCCCAGGCUGGGAGGAGGCAGCGCCCGAGGAACUGAACUCCCUCAACAGACAACUCGUGGACACGCUGCGGGCCACGGACGGAGCCUUCUCCUGCGGGGACGGGGAGGAUGGGAUGGCUUGCGUCAGGUUCGGCAUGGUGACGGAAGACACAGAUGUCGAUGAGUUACUGGACCUCGUUAUAUCUGCUGGUAAAGAAGUAGAAGAGAGCAGCCGAGCACUCACCAACAUGACUGAAGUAUUGAAGAAAGGUAUCGAAGAAGCCCAGGCGGACUUGGAGCGCGAGAACGCGGAGCGGCUGUGGCAGGAGGGGCUGCUGCGGCGCGUGCCCGUCGUGGGCCGCGUCGUGCAGUGGUGCCCCGCCCCCCCCGCCCCCCCGCCCGGCCGCCGCCUGCACCUCGCGCACGGCACGCUGCAGACCACCGCCGACCUCUACAGCCGCGUUCAAAACAAAAGUAAUUCAGAGCCUGCUCGCGCGCACUCACCGAUGAGACAAACGCAAGCCGCUGAGGAAGAAGAGUAGCUAGUAAUCAGUUAAGUGUAUGCCCAUACCUUGGUCCAACAUUAUGAAUAUGCAAGUUUGUAUAUACAAUGUUGGCCAAAAUACCCGACCAAUGCCUUGGCGCAACAAUGUCGUCGCGUGCCCAACAUAAUGGCUAUGCAAGUUUGUACAUAAAAUGUUGGCCAAACUAUUCGACCAAUGUCCAUAUGCUUGCAAGAUUGGUCUGCAAGCAGAUGAGGAAACUGCAAUCUAACCUACUAACUAUUCGAAGUCAGUCAAACUGACGAUACCAAAGAUUGCGUAUUUAAUUAAAAUACUAUUAUAAUUUGUAUUUACUAGUUUAUUUGUAUUGUAAAUUGCUGCAGAUCUCAAAAAACACAAAUGUUUGUAUUAUUGUAGAGGUGUUGCAGAGUCACGGAAAGCCGCUCUGUAAAGGCAAAGAGUAUUAGACAUCGUCGGCUGUAGCCAAAAAGUGUUCAUUCAGCUAAUAUUGAAUAUCAAAAUUACUGUAUGAAAUAUUUUAAAUAUUAUACAUUAAAAGUAUCGCGACUGAUUUCAAUAAUUUGGAGUUUAAAUUUUAAUAUUUAUAGCAGUCCAGGAAAGGUUAUAGGGUAAGAAUAUGUGAAGAGUUUUCAAGGGAUAUAGUAGAAGCAUCAAUUAUAAUUUCCCAUAUAAAUGGAGGGCUUAAUAUGAGUUUGUUUUACUUUUAGAAUAAUCAAAACGAAACCGCAUUCGGCGCUUUGAUUGGAUAGUUCAUUGGAACCGGCCAAUCAGAGCGUCGAACGCGGUCUCGUUUCGAUAACACUAAACUUAAACUCGUACUAAACCCCCUGUUUUAUGAGUGACAUUAGAUAUCACGACACAUUAGUUCAAUUUUAUGGCAAUAAAAAUGUUCGCGGGGUCAGCUAAUUAGCAAUAGAUAUUAGUGUAAAAAGUUUAAACUAUAAGGCUAAUGUUACAAGCGUGUAUAAAGCCUUAGUUAUUAGUGAUACGUCGAUUCAGAAUAUGUCAAUAAAUAGAGUGAAUUUGAAAUCGGAGUCGGUGCUGUAAGCGAAAUGGAAUUUAAGCUACUGUCGACUGACAGAAUAAAAAAGUCUUCGUUUAGCGUAAAUCACUACAUAGUAUAAAACAAAGUCGCUAUCCACCGUCUCUCUGUCCCUAUGUAUGGUUAGAUCUUUAAAACU